AUGGGGCAACGGCAUGGUGCCAAGAGUGUUCUCCUGGUCGCGCUUCUCUUCAGCCUGUUCGCCUCAUGCUCGCACUCCUGGCAAGUCAAGUGUACUAGCGGACCUCUCUCCGGCUCCAUUGGCCGAACCGUCAGCGUCACGAGGGCUGUGCUGAAGCAGCAGCGCAUUCCUGGGUUCGUCUUCGGGAGGAGAGAUGCCGAUGGCGUUCUCACCAUCACCGUUUACAAGAGAGGCAAUAACAUCAACGUGAAAUUCCGCCUCAUUACGGAGAGCGUAUUCGUCCCCACCACUCGGUACAUUAACUUCGGUCCUGUGGGGUACGACGGGCCACCUCUGCUCUCGAUUCCCGGUAGAGGCCGUAUGCGCUGGCGCUUCGACGGACCCAAGUACUGGAUCACGGGAUGGGUCAUGAACGCGCAACGGAAACCCUCGCUAAACGCUAGCAGGACUGUCGCAGAUGUUCUACAGGAGGUUGAUGCGAACCCCGGAACGCACUACGCGAUUGUGAAUAGCGCGGCGAAUUGGAAGGGUGCGAUUCGGGGGCAGCUGAGACGAGCGUUUUUCGUGCCGUGCGUGGCGGGGCGUGGGAGGCGAUUCCUCUUAGACUCACCAUAG
Molecule: messenger RNA, 615 nt
Organism: Closterium sp. NIES-65
Lineage: Eukaryota; Viridiplantae; Streptophyta; Zygnematophyceae; Desmidiales; Closteriaceae
Source: the annotation of a GenBank genome assembly